Molecule: messenger RNA, 1173 nt
Organism: Eremothecium sinecaudum
Lineage: Eukaryota; Fungi; Ascomycota; Saccharomycetes; Saccharomycetales; Saccharomycetaceae
Gene: EOS1
Product: Eos1p
Exons: 1
Coding region: 1-1173 (390 amino acids)
Biological process (GO): protein N-linked glycosylation; cellular response to oxidative stress
Cellular component (GO): endoplasmic reticulum membrane
Source: RefSeq, a predicted model, not a curated record
AUGGCAACUGAACCUAACGAUGUCAUUACUUCUUCCCAUGACACUAACCAUGUGGCAGAGAUAGCUUCCUCACGUCAUACAUCCACCGACAUACAUCAAUACAAUCACCACCAAUCAGGAUCUGAUACUGGAAUGGACUCCCUAAAAAUAAAUACCGGUUUAAAUACCCCUGAUAUAAACUCCUCUCAUUCUUUACCAACUGGCUCGUCGUAUGGUACAUUACGUACAUUUGGCCUUUCUCACCUUACAGCGAAACAGCAUUUUCUAAUUGCGAUAUGCAGAGACAUGUCACUUCUGCCUCCAAUGUACUCACUUUUCUGUGCUUUUAAAAUGGCAUGGCGCUUGCCUUCCUAUCCUCAUAAAGAUUUGUUACACUCGCUCCCACUGGCAAAUUCAAUCCAUAGUAUGUGGAAUAAUAAUGUUAUAAGGAAUCUCCGUCAGCACGCUAGCGAGGCAGUGGCUACUCCUGCCCAGGCUGUGAUAUCACGAGGGGAAGAUAUACAAGAUUAUUUCUGGCUACUGAAUGCUAUGGGUAAAAUGGGGUGCUCGGAAUAUCUGCUUUGUGCGAUGUGGUGCGUCGUAUCAAUGUAUCUUACUUAUGCCAUUCUCGACUCGCUCAUGAUUCGCUGGAUUGUAAAGUACUCUACAUUUGGUGCUAUUGUUCGCAUGUUUUCUAUGUCUAUGAUUAUAAUAACUGUUGAGUUACUCCUGUUAUCCUCUUUAUCUCCUGAUAAAGAUUACUAUCUUCAUUCUUGGAUUCUUAUCAGCUGUACUCUCACAGGAGCCUACAUCUGGCAGAGUUUUCUAACCUCUAAUUUGAACUGCGUAGAUAAGGACGCUUCAAUGCUGGCAUCUACGUCCUCUGCGCCAUCAACCAAGUCCGUACCAUCGAAUCCUUCAUCGGUUGACAGCUUAAAUUCAGUCCAAACUCCCAAUUCUGUUCAGUCCUAUGUGAUCUCCAGUACUAAGAAAAGACACAAAAAAGGAAGAAAGUUCGACUUCGAAUUUUCCAAGAAAAGAUCUAUUGACCUGUACAACAUUACUGUCUUCUGUGUUGUUCCCGUUGGGAUGGCAAGUUUUAUAACUAUGCUUGGUCUUCUACGAAAGCUUGUCAUAUAUAGAUUGGAUGUGGAACAGCUGGGAAGACUCCUGAAAGAACUGUAUUUACCAUAA